Messenger RNA from Centropristis striata (black sea bass), 1773 nucleotides. Its product is annotated as interferon-induced protein with tetratricopeptide repeats 2-like. Gene Ontology annotation, molecular function: protein binding. Gene Ontology annotation, cellular component: cytosol. Gene Ontology annotation, biological process: defense response to virus. The record is from RefSeq and is a predicted model, not a curated record. Lineage: Eukaryota; Metazoa; Chordata; Actinopteri; Perciformes; Serranidae. Bases 61 to 1374 code for a protein of 437 amino acids. The transcript has 2 exons.
CAGAGGAACCAGCAGCAGGAUGAGGUCUGGACCAGUCUGCUAACAGGAACCAGCAGCAGGAUGAGUGCGGCUCAGAGUCAGUCCACCCUGGAGUCCAGACUGGAGGCCCUGCAGUGCCACUUCACCUGGGAUCUGGACCCCAGCAAGUCCAAACUCCUCCGUCUCCGGGACAAGCUGGAGGACAUCGGCACCGAGGAGGGCUACAGCUGGCUGGGACACAUUUACAACCUGCAGGGGUUCAUCCACUACAAGCUGGGCUUCACCCACGAUGCCCAGCGUUCCUUCAGCAGGGCUGCAGAGGCCUUCCGCCAGAUGAGAAACACCAUCUCAGACGAGGGUCCCUGGUUGGUGGUGAACCACGGGAACCUGGCUUGGCUGUUCCACCUUAACGGAGAACAGGCAGAAAGUGAGGCUUACCUGUCAAAGGUCGACGCCCUGAUGAAUGAAUACCCGUCUCCAUCCCAGGACGAGCUCCACCCGGAGAUCUACGCUGAAAAAGCCUGGACCCUGAUGAAGUUCACAGCAGACAAGAAGCAGCUGGCUGCAGAUUACUUCCAAAGAGCCAUCAGGAUGCAGCCGGACAUGGUGGAGUGGCACACCAGCCACGUCAUCGGGUUAGUGAGCGCUUUCAAGCACAGUGACAAAAAACCGAGCGAAGACGUUUUGGAGAAAAUGAAAGUCGCCAAGGAACAUGACUCUGGGAACCUGUACCUGGCCGCUCUGUACCUUGAGCUACGUGCUAAAAAAGGAGAAAAGAUUGAAAGUGAGGCACGUGAGCUGGCUCGAAAGGUUUUAAGAAAGCCCAUCAGCAGCUACAGCGGCAUCAAACCGUUACUCAGGCUCUACAGAAUCUACGUGUCCAUGGAUGAGGCCAUUGAUUUGGCAGAGGAGGUUCUGGAAAGACAUCCACAUGAACGUUAUCUGAAGAGAUGUGCUGCAAUCUGCUACAAGAAGACCAUCUUUUCACACAGGGACAACCCCCUGGUGCACGGUAUGAUCGACAGAGCAAUCAACCUCUACCAGGAGGUGAUUCCUCUCUACCCUCUGUCUUCACUUAAAAGAAAGAUAUCUCUUGCAAACCUAUACGUAGAGUCCAAAUGCCAAGUCAAAGCUGACCAGAUAUACGAGGAACUGCUGGACAGCGAUCUGGAUCCUGAAGGGGUGCAGAUGCUUUUCAACAACUACGCAAAGUAUGUACAUGUCAUUCGGAAGGAGAGCUACAAGUCCAUAGAAUACCACAUGAGGGCAGCAGCCAUACCGCUACAGUCCUCCUACCGUAAAAACAGCAUGAGGACUCUGGAGAGGAUUCGAGAAAGGAACAGAAACCGAAUGUGUGGAGAAAUAGACGAGUUUCUGAACAAUCUGCAGGACUAAGAGCCUCAAACAAUGAGUGGACAUUAGCAGAGUCUUUAUAACUAAACCCAGAGGAAUUAAUCAUCCAUUAAUAACCUUCUCUGGAGGUUUGCCACUACCAAAGACACAUACACAUUCAUUUGAUCAGUCAUUAUCUGAAAAAUUAUUGUAGCCACUUUCAAGGUGAUAACGGCUCCUUCAGAGGACUCAAAAGCAGACUCAGGAUGCUUUCACGUGUAAAGUGUGGUGGACUCGAUUCGGUCAUGAAUUUUUCAUUUGGUAUGGACCAAAAAUGAAUAUGUUUAAAUCAUUAUCGCAUAAUUAUGAAUGAUCGCCAACUGCGCGGUGCCUCACACGGGGCACCAAUGUGUUUAACGCCUGAAACCUGAACACCACCUCUGUUGGUCUCACCGUUCAAAU